Messenger RNA from Penicillium maclennaniae, 1011 nucleotides. Its product is annotated as thymidylate synthase. Gene Ontology annotation, biological process: dTMP biosynthetic process. The record is from RefSeq and is a predicted model, not a curated record. Gene Ontology annotation, cellular component: mitochondrion; cytosol. Gene Ontology annotation, molecular function: thymidylate synthase activity. The coding region runs from base 1 to 1011 and encodes 336 amino acids. NCBI's taxonomy places the organism in Eukaryota, Fungi, Ascomycota, Eurotiomycetes, Eurotiales, Aspergillaceae. The transcript has a single exon.
AUGACACAAGAACAAAUUGUCACGCCUGCUCCGGCAGCGCAGCCCGCACAUGAUCCUUCACACGAGGAGCACCAAUACCUCAAUCUGAUCCGGACAAUCCUGUCCCAAGGAGAGCACCGUCCUGAUCGCACAGGCACUGGCACGCAGUCAAUCUUCGGUCCACCCCAGCUGCGCUUCUCCCUGUCAAAACCCAACCCCGAGGGCGGCGCCCCGAUUCCCGUUCUGCCCCUCCUUACCACCAAACGAGUGUUCUUGCGCGCCGUCGUCGCCGAGCUCCUGUGGUUCAUCGCAGGCUCCACAUCAUCUCUACCCCUCUCCGAAGCCGGCAUCAAAAUUUGGGAUGGUAACGGUAGCCGCGAGUUUCUUGAUAAGGUUGGACUGGGACAUCGGGAGGAAGGUGAUCUGGGCCCCGUAUAUGGAUUCCAGUGGCGGCAUUUCGGCGCAGAAUACGUGGACGCCAAAACGGACUACUCUGGACAGGGCGUCGACCAGCUCAAGGAAGUGGUCAACAAACUUAUGAAUAACCCUUUCGACCGUCGCAUUAUCAUGAGUGCUUGGAAUCCCGCGGACCUAAAGAAGAUGGCUCUCCCGCCCUGCCACAUGUUCGCCCAGUUCUACGUUUCUUUCCCGCCGGGCAUGAAGCUUGAUGAGAAGACUGGACGGCCGACUGAGAAGGGUACCUUGUCUUGUCUUCUGUACCAGCGCUCUUGCGACAUGGGUCUUGGUGUGCCCUUCAACAUCGCCUCCUACGCUCUCCUUACUCACAUUCUUGCUCAUGCCGCGGAUCUGAACCCUGGCACUCUCAUUCACACUAUGGGCGAUGCCCAUGUCUACCUUGAUCACGUCGAUGCAUUGAAUGAGCAGCUGACACGGGAGCCUACCGAGUUCCCCGAGCUGCGCAUCAAGCGUGAUGACCGGGGUAGCGCUGUUAUCGACGGCUGGAAGGAGGAUGACUUUGAGGUGAUUGGGUACAAGCCCCACAAGAUUAUCAAGAUGAACAUGAGCGUUUAA